This is a messenger RNA of Nicotiana tabacum (common tobacco), 1692 nucleotides long. RefSeq names its product AT-hook motif nuclear-localized protein 8. The record is from RefSeq and is a predicted model, not a curated record. Lineage: Eukaryota; Viridiplantae; Streptophyta; Magnoliopsida; Solanales; Solanaceae. Gene Ontology annotation, molecular function: minor groove of adenine-thymine-rich DNA binding.
CGAGGAUCGGAGAAGAGUAGUAGGUUUUGAGUGUACAACAGCACCACCAUUUCCCCCUCCCUCCCAAAAACCUCAAAAGAGAACAAAAAUCCAACCUGCAUUUUCAAAUUUUCACAUUUUUUUUUCUCUUUUCCUUUAUAGCAUCACCAUAAUAAGUCCAACCAAAGUAGAAGAUUCCUUUGUCCCAUGAAUUCCCAAGAAUCCCAACCCGGCCACCAUCAACCCCACCCCCAUCUUCACUCCCUACCCCACCAACUCCACCACCCGCACCACCAACAACCCCACGGAAUAAUGGCGGCGCUGCCUCAACAACACCACCACCACCAACAACACAAUUCGUAUGGUUUGCCUGAGAACGUUAAUAAUAUGCAACAGCAACUACAGCAACAACAAACACAACAAACACAACAAAACCCUCGAUUUGCUAUAGAUUACAGUGAUGACGGGCCGUCGUCUCCUAGGGGUUCUUCCCCGGCAAGGAAGAAACGAGGGCGGCCAAGAAAGUACUCUCCUAGUCCUGAUGGUAACAACAUAGCUUUGGGCCUCUCUCCCACUCCACUACUUACUCCCAUUCCUGAUUCUGGUGCUGCUGGUGGGCCCGCCACUCCCUCUUCCGAAAACUCCUCUAAAAAGCUCAGAGGCAGACCUCCUACCCCUUUAAAGAAACAGCUCGACGCACUAGGUACAGGCGGAGUUGGCUUUACACCACAUGUAAUCUUGGUGAACGUUGGGGAGGACAUAGCAUCGAAGUUACUGGCUUUCUCAGAGCAAGGACCGCGUAUAGUUUGCGUUCUAUCCGCACAUGGAGCCAUUUGUAAUGUCACCCUCCAGCAACCAGCAAUGGGUGGUAGCAUUGUGACUUGCGAGGGCCGAUUUGAAAUCAUCUCUUUAUCAGGUUCGCUCUUGCGCUCUGAAAGUAACAGUGGCAGAACAAGUAGUCUAAGUGUGUCACUGGCCGGGUCAGACGGUAGAGUUUUGGGCGGUGGAGUUGCAGGAUUGCUCACGGCUGCAACACCAGUACAGGUGAUUGUGGGUAGCUUUAUUGCGGAAGGGAAAAAGCCAAAGUCUAAGACGCCAUCUUCAACACCACCACUUUCCAAUAUGUUGAAUUUUGGUGCUCCGCACUUGGAGGCGAGCCUUCCUUCCCAGGAUGCCUCGAGCAACUCAUCUGAUGAAAAUGGGGGUAGUCCUCUCAGUCAUGAACAAGGACCUUAUGGUAAUGCAGGUCAACCAUUGCACGGUAUGCCAAUGUAUGCAAACAUGGGCUGGCCAAACAACAGUAUGAAACUGGUUCCUUAAUUGACAUAACGUUGCAGAAGGGUAUUUGACAUCUGAAUACCCUGCGCCAGAGUUGGCAGUUGAUUCUAAAUGUUAACGAGCAGAUUUUAGGUGUUAUAUUACCUGAUGAUUUUAGGUGUUCCUUUGAGUUUCAGACUUGAAGCUCCCCCCCCCCCCCCCCCCCCUCCGUAUUCACCUGUUUAUUCCCCUUUGAUUUUUUUCUUUGGUAUGUAGUUGAUUGUUCUAGCUCUGGUCAAAAGCAUGGCUUGUUUAGAAAAAAAGCCAUUCAUGAUCGUGGUAUAUGUUAGGUGACCUGGAGUUGAGUCUUUUAUUUUCAUAUUGGCAGAACAGACUUAUCUGUAUCUUUCUUUUAGGAAUUAUUAGAAGGGUAGAAGCCUUUCAACUGUUUGAACA